CUUUAGACGUCCAAGUGGGCAAAAGAAAACGGAUAAUGGAGGAAAGUGUGAGAGCCUCCCUGAAGCCCCAGUCAGCUCGCCAGCUCACAGCCAGAGACGUCCACUGUAACUUCCCCCCGGCCUCAGCCCCUGCAGUACACACCGCUGAAGAGCCAGUGAGACCCGCCUCCAUAUGUGGAACCCAUGGAGGGGAUCCAGCAGCGAGGCCUUCCACUGCGUCCAGCUCUUUAUCCGCGUGCCUACCAGAGCACACAGAGCACAAGAGACUGUCCUGGAUGAGGGACUGCACCCCCUGGACCAAACUCUCCCUCCAGAACAGGAGGAGACAGAGGCCACCCAAACAGAGCCGGAGAGGGGCCAGGAAGGCCGCUGAUGCCCACAGCCUGCCGCCUCUCUGCCAGGACGCUCUGCUUCAGUCUGGAGGCUGGACAUCCCUGCAAGAGGUGACCAUAGUGACACUUGAGGACUUGCCCAGCUGCAGACUGCCCACUCCUGCCCAGUGUCCCCACCUUCGGUCUCUGACUCUCAGACGCUGUGGCCUCAAAGCCCUGGACGGUGUCAAUCAGUUCCCAGAGCUCUGCUACAUCGAUGUACAGGAAAAUGACAUCACAUUUGUGGACUGUGAAAACAUGGCCAGUUUACGAGUCCUCCGACUAGGUCACAACCAGCUGACAUCCGUCCAUGGUUUGAGUGGUGCUGACAAUUUGAAUGUUCUUGAACUCUCCUAUAACUCCAUCUCACGCAUUGCUGGCCUGGAGUCUAUGAAGAGACUGCAGAGGUUAUCAGUAGACCACAACCAGCUAAUCAGCACCAAAGGCCUGAGGGAGGUGUACACGCUCCUCAGCCUGGACUGCUCACACAACCACCUGAUCAGUGUGGAGGGUCUGGAGAACUGUGCUCUGCUCACUACACUGGACCUGAGAGCCAACAAUCUCUCAGAGCCCCCCAGUCUGAACAACCACGUCCUACUUAGAGAGUUGCAUCUGGACGACAACAGCAUCUGCUCCCUGCAGGGCCUCGCUGCCUGCUGGCUUCCUCUCAUGCACGUCCUCUCUGUGGCCCAAAACAGUAUUACACAACUGCUCUCCAUGUCUGACUUUGUGUCACUGGUGAAUCUGGACCUCCGACAUAACUGCCUAUCAGAGCUGAGGAACGUGUGCGAGAGCCUGGAGAAAUGUCCGCUCCUGCAAGAGAUCCACCUCACAGGGAAUCCUUUUCAGCUGGAGACCGGCUGGAGAUCCACUCUGCAGAAAUCAGUGCUUGGCCUAAGAGCCAUCGAUGGCCAAGAGACAGGCCUCGCUCUAUCGCCCCCUGUUGUUCAUGUAGGCGGCCUGCCCUCGGACAGCUUCCUUGCCUUCUGUCAGGCACAGCUUCAGCAGACACGAGAUUUACAGCAGCAGCACAGCAGAGAGCUCAGUGGUGCCUCAUCUCCUCUGGAUGCUGUAAAGACGUCCUGUCGACACUUCACUGAGGCUCUGCAGCUGGCUGAGGACCAGAGAUUCGCCCAUGAAUAUGGUGACACCACUGUGUCCAGGACCACACAUGAGACAAAGCCUGAGGAAACCACUGAUAUGGACAGUACGAGUGCCACAAAUCUUACUGAAACAGAGUCUCCUCGAAACACUGAGGAGGUCCCACCACUUGGUCCAGUCAGGUCCCACAGCAGAUGCUGGACGUUGGAGGAGAAAUCGGCUGCAGAGAGGCUGUCUGACGUGCCAGAGACUGUUACACUGGGGCCAAAGAAGGAGCUAACAGUUUGCAAAUCUGACUCUGGCAGUUCCAUUUCUCACUCUUCGGCUACAAAGGAAAAAGCAACUCUCUCUAAUCCCAGAAUGUCACUGAUGUCCAACCCUCAAAAUCUGCACCUCCAAAACACAGCAGCGGUUGUGAUUCAGCAGCACUGGAGGAAACACAGACAGAAAUGUGGGAACAUCAGCAGCAACCCCACAGCUGAAGAGGGAGGAGAAGGAGGAGGGGAUGGAGGGACGGUGGCCUCAGGAACUUCCCAUGUUGACUUGAGUGUCGUUGGCCGAGAUUAUGCAGCAACUGUCAUCCAGGCAUUCUGGAGGGGCUUUUCUCUGAGGAGGAGACUUGCCUCUGCUCUGGCCUCUGCCACCGCCGCGUUCUCCAACGCUGAGGAGGAUGAUGGCUUUGAGGAGGUGGACCUGGAUGAAUUUACCUUUUAUGAGGCAAUGCUGGACAAGACUGGACCUUCCUUCCCUCUGAGGCCUCACCUCCCAGAAGUCGCCCAAUUUCAGACCAGCAAUUGUCUCCGAAGCAUCCUGGGUUUUCUACUGAACCCUCCUGGUACCCACCACCACUGACGUGCUUUCCAGCAGGCCUGGGUGGCCAAGGAGCACGUGGGCUCUACUGGGCAGAGAGUUUCCCCAGAGAGCACCAACAGUUUCAGAUCUAAAUCUCCUGCUUCGAGUUCAGCGCUCAGCGGUCUCUCUGAAAGAGCAGAGAGGAUUGUAGAGGAGUGGGGUUUCACUGACAGUCACACAGCCCUUCUGAUGCUUAAGAGGGCUCAGAAGAUGAAGCCGAAUAAACAACGAAAAAAGGAACUUCAUGAUCCCUCUGUCCGUCCGGCCUUCUCCAAGAAUUGCACUUACCAGUUGGGUCCAGCGGAGGCACGAAAGAGGCCUGAAUCGAACAAGAGAGACUGUUUAAGAGCUGCAGUUUGCGAAGCUGUGCUGGGCCCUCAGCAGCCAGGGAGCGCAGAGCAAGUGCGAUUGAAACAGGAGUUUACUUACAAGUGGCUGCACACCCAGACUACUCACGCUGACAAGCACUCAGAGAGUGAGUAUUUCCUACCUGAGAUCGACACAGACAUACUGAACGGAGGCAGAGUGCAGCUUGUGGCUGGCCCAGGAUACAGAGAACACCCGGAUCAGGCCAGAGGAUUGUGGGCCAACAGUGGUUCAGCUGCCCGGCCUCGCAAAGAGUGCAAUUAUCCUCGCAGAAACUCUUGGGGGCACGCAAGAAAAGAGCUGCCGUCUCCUCAAAGCAUCACAUCCGCCCCAUCAAAAAAAGAGCGCAUCUCCUUCCGGGACAACCCUGUCCAGUUGAGUGGCGGCUGGGGGGGAGGCAAGAAGAGGGACAAAGUGUGCAAGUAAAACGCAUACCCUUCCUCGACCACAACCUCUAUUAACGUGUUAUUUUGAAACAUAACACAAGUGUAAAGCCCUAAAGUACAAAAUGACACAUCCUCUUAUGAGUUUGUCCGCUAUGCUUUUAGUAUGAAGUUGGAGGGUUUGUCUCCCAUAAAGAGUUUCUACUGUUAUAUUUAUAGUGCUAUGUUAUCCCCUGCUCUGUAAUCCCCUGCAGGUGUUCUUUUUAAACUCAGCUCUAAACUUGGGCUCCCUCUUCUGAAAAUUAAUUAAGAGCAAUAGGAGGAGGCCCAGCCCAAAUAUCUUCAGGCUGUUCCAUUAUGGUCAUUAUGCUCGGGUAUCACUGCCACAACGUGACCGCAGCCAGCACCGAAACACAUGAAACCUUCAGCAAAUGACAUGCUUCAUAUGCAAAUGAUGGCAGGAAAUAGGAACCAGAACCUUUAAUGUUACGCUGUGUUUUUAUUUAUUUAUUAUUUUUGUAAGAGUGCUGAAUGGUCUUUGUUGCUGUUAGUGGGACCGUUUUGAUAUGGAGGGAAAAUAGAGGGAUAUUGUUUUUUGUAACUAAGAAAAGGAACUGGCUUUUUCCACUUUUGCUGUAGGUUUAAUAAA
Myripristis murdjan (pinecone soldierfish) is the source of this 3722-nucleotide messenger RNA. RefSeq names its product leucine-rich repeats and IQ motif containing 1 (gene lrriq1). Gene Ontology annotation, molecular function: protein binding. The record is from RefSeq and is a predicted model, not a curated record. NCBI's taxonomy places the organism in Eukaryota, Metazoa, Chordata, Actinopteri, Holocentriformes, Holocentridae.